Messenger RNA from Canariomyces notabilis, 4880 nucleotides. RefSeq names its product glycoside hydrolase family 47 protein. Gene Ontology annotation, biological process: carbohydrate metabolic process; amino acid transmembrane transport. The transcript is spliced from 7 exons. Gene Ontology annotation, cellular component: membrane. Bases 207 to 4661 code for a protein of 1484 amino acids. Gene Ontology annotation, molecular function: calcium ion binding; amino acid transmembrane transporter activity; mannosyl-oligosaccharide 1,2-alpha-mannosidase activity. NCBI's taxonomy places the organism in Eukaryota, Fungi, Ascomycota, Sordariomycetes, Sordariales, Chaetomiaceae. The record is from RefSeq and is a predicted model, not a curated record.
GUGGCAUAUUUGCCAGAACCAAACGGUGGUUGCGAACGAAGAAGGGCCAAGAGUAUUGGCGGACUGGUUGCGGAGUUCUCUGAAUAGUUUGAGCUUUCGACCUGUAUCUUGUCUCUGACAAGAGUUAGGCGUUAUCUCUCAAUGCUCUAACAGUCAGUGUUGGACGCUACUGCCAUGCCUCGACUGCCAACAGGUGCGAUUCUCCGAUGAACGUUCGAGACCCCUUCAACGUUCGCAAUCCGAAUCGGAGCCCCAUUGCCGCUUGGAAGGGCAACCCAAACUACAACCGCACCUCAACCGACGGUUUCACGGCGCUCCACCACGUCAUACGAACCGCCGCGACCGCAACCCGAACCGCAGCCGCCGACCUCCGAGACAAGGCAGGCGAGGCAGUCCUCUCUGCACAGCAGGCAAUCAGCGAGGCCGCCAUCUCCCUCGAAAGAGGCGAGCAGGCAGCAGACGAGGAAUCACAGAAGCAGAGGCAGCUCAAAGCCAAGAGGAAGAAGAGGAAAUACAGCGGCAGCAACGAAGACGAGAAACCCGCCAGACCCACCCCUGACAACCAAACGCAGAACAGCCAGGACAUGUCUUUCACCGUCCCGAAAAAUGUCCCCUCCUUCUCCAAUCCGCAACGACAGUUUGAAGACCGCCUCUGGGCAGCAGCAACCUCAUCCUCCUCCUCGUCACGACAGCGGUCUGCUGCGGGGUCGGGCGUGCUAGGCGGCGUGCAGGACCUCCUCUCCCCGCGCAGCAGCCGUGCCGCCCUGCCCAUGUACAAGGACAAGCCGUACGCCUCCCCGCCCGGGCGCGGGAGCCGGUGGGUGCGGUUCCGGCGGAAACGGACGUGCGCACUGCUGCUACUCGUCGUGGCCGGGCUGGUGUGGUGGACGGGUCUGUUCGCCGAACACCAGGAGAGGGCCGUGACCAAGCUUAACCAAUGGGGGUGGUUGAGCCAGGAAGGGACUGAUGGGCGGGGAAAGAGUAAGGCGGAUUGGUUGAAGAGGAGGGAGAGGGUUGUGGAGGCUAUGGAGCUGAGCUGGGAUGCAUAUGAGAGACAUGCUUGGGGUUAUGACGAGUUUCACCCCAUCUCCAAAACAGGGAAGCAGAUGGCGCCCAAAGGGCUCGGGUGGAUUAUUAUAGAUUCGCUCGACACGUUGAUGCUGAUGAACCUAACCAGCCGCCUAACGCACGCACGCGAAUGGCUGUCAAAGUCCCUAACAUGGGACCAGGACCAGGAUGUGAAUACGUUUGAGACGACGAUCCGUAUGCUUGGAGGCUUGCUGUCGGCUCACUACCUCUCAACUACCUUCCCUGACCUCGCACCAAUACCGGAUGAUGACCCGGGUAGUCCUGGGGAGGACCUAUACUUGGAAAAGGCAAAAGAUCUCGCAGAUCGGCUUAUGGCAGCGUUUGACUCCCCAUCCGGCGUCCCAUACGCUAGCGUCAACCUGGCGAAAUACAAAGGCAUAGUAUCCCAUGCUGAUCUGGGCGCAUCCUCCACAGCGGAAACUACGACGCUGCAGCUCGAGUUCAAGUAUCUCGCCAAACUAACGGGCGAGAAGGAUUUCUGGGACAAGGCUGAGCGGGUGAUGCAGCUGGUGGAUGACAAUGGCGCCCAAGAUGGCUUGGUACCCAUCUUUAUCUUCGCUACGACUGGCAAGUUUCACGGCCAGACUAUUCGGCUGGGGAGCCGCGGCGACUCGUACUAUGAGUACCUCAUCAAGCAAUACCUUCAGACGAACAAAAAGGAGUCGAUAUACCAGGAUAUGUGGCAGGAGGCGCUCCGCGGCGUGAGGAAGCACCUCGUCACUUACACGGAGCCGUCUCAAUUCACCAUUAUCGGUGAGAGACCAAGCGGCCUGAGCGGAGACCUGUCACCCAAGAUGGAUCACCUCGUUUGCUUCAUGCCGGGCACCAUCGCUCUGGCGGCAACGGGUGGUCUGCCGGAGCGGGAGGCCAAGAAGCUGCCGACGUGGACGAAGGAGGAUGAGGCCGACAUGCAGCUGGCGCGCGAGCUGAUGCACACGUGUUGGGGCAUGUACAAAUGGAUGGCCACGGGUCUCGCUGGCGAGAUCACCUACUUCAACAUUGGCAACCCGCCGCUGCCCGAAUCGGCCGAGCACCAGACGCCGGCCGAAUUCGACCCGUCCCCCGACGCCGAGUGGCGCAAGGACUUUGAUGUCAAACCGUUUGACAGCCACAACUUGCAGCGGCCCGAGACGGUCGAGAGCCUCUUUUACAUGUGGCGAAUCACGGGCGACAUCAAGUACCGCGAAUGGGGUUGGGAGAUGUUCAAAAGCUUUAUGAAUUACACAGCGGUCGAAGAGGGCGGUGGUUUCACAAGCUUGUCUAACGCAAACAAGAUCCCGCCAAUCGCAAAGGAUAACAUGGAGAGCUUCUGGCUGGCAGAGACGCUGAACCUUCAAUUGGCUCUUGCCUCAACAGUUGACCGGGACCCCGAUCCUCCCGCCCUCUCCCCAGUUCCCAACCACGCGGUCCCCCAAUGGCCAAUGCAACGACCCAAGGGAGCGGUUGCUAAGCAGCACGACGGCUGCCGUUCCUUGUCCCUGUGUCCAAACGUGUCCUGGAGCAAAAUCACUCAACAUCAUCACGGCGAGCUGCGAAGUACAAACUCGGCCUCGGCCUCUGCCCGGGGGACGAUGAUGCCUCCGUCCCGCGACGUCGAGAUGGCCACAUUCGGGCUCAAGGAGGAUUCCUGGCCGCGAGGCAGCAUGAUGAGCAUGCGCGGCGCCUCGGCCUAUUCCUACUACGAUGACGAGACCCCGCGCUCCCGGCCGAUACGCCGCUGGCUGGACUCCUUCCGUCGAGACCCAGGCCGCCAUAUCACUCCUGCCUUCGCCAUCCAGACCCCUGAGGAUCUCAAUAUAGCAUCCGCCCCCCGUUUGUCUGACGAUCUGCCGCACGCCGAGGGCGUGUCAGCCCGGGAUUCCCAAUCCCAGGACGGGCACUACUUCGACUUACACGCCGCCAAUGUCGGCACGGCAAACACCCUGCUGUCUCGUGAGCUGAAGGGGAGGCAUCUCCAGAUGAUUGCAAUUGGUGGCUCCAUCGGUACCGGCUUAUUCGUAGCGUCCGGAAAGGCUCUACACACCGGGGGCCCAGCUGCCCUCCUCGUCGCAUAUGUGUUUGUCGGGGUGAUGCUGUACUGUACAAUCCAAGCCCUGGGUGAACUCGCCGUGACCUUCCCGGUUGCGGGCUCCUUCUCGGCCUACUCGACAAGGUUUCUCGAUCCGGCAUGGGGGUUUGCCAUGGGCUGGAAUUAUGCCCUGCAAUGGCUUAUCGUCCUGCCGCUCGAAAUAAUCGCAGCUUCCAUUACCGUCGGCUACUGGAACAGCAACUUAAGCCGUUCCAUCUUUGUCACCAUCUUCCUAUCCACCAUCGUCAUCAUCAACCUCUUUGGCGUUAAGGCCUAUGGCGAGGCCGAGUUCCUGUUCGCCAUCAUCAAGAUCACCGCCGUGAUUGGCUUCAUCCUCCUCGGCAUAGUAAUAAACAUAGGCGGGUUUCCCGACGAGGGCUACAUUGGCGGGAAGUACUGGACCGACCCUGGCGCCUUCAACAACGGCUUCAAGGGCAUCUGCACCGUCUUCGUAACCGCCGCCUUCGCCUUCACAGGCACCGAACUCGUUGGCCUGGCCGCUGCCGAAGCCGUUAACCCGCGUAGAUCACUCCCGACGGCCAUCAAGCAGGUGUUUUGGCGCAUCACCCUCUUCUACAUCGUCUCGCUCACCCUCGUGGGGCUGCUAGUGCCCUACAACCACCCGGACCUCCUCGGCGCAAAGUCGGUCGCCGACGCCUCGGCCUCCCCGUUCGUCAUCGCCAUCGAAAGCGCGGGGAUCGGGAUCCUCCCGGCCGUCAUGAACAGCGUCAUCCUGGUGGCCGUGAUUUCGGUCGGCAACAGCGCCGUGUUCGGCAGCUCCCGCACGCUGGCUGCGCUGGCCGACCAGAAACAGGCACCCGCGCUGCUAGGCUACGUCGACCGCCGCGGGCGCCCGCUCGUCGCCAUCCUGGUCGCCUCGUUGGUGGGGUUACUCGGCUACCUGGCCGACCUGGAGCGCCAGCCCGACGUGCUCAACUGGCUGCUGGCCGUUUCGGGCUUGUCGUCCAUCUUCACCUGGGGCUCCAUCUGCCUGGCGCACGUGCGCUUCCGCAGGGCCUGGGCGGCCAAGGGCCGGAGCGUCGAGGAACUGGCCUUCCGCUCGCAGGUCGGCGUCGCCGGCUCGUGGGUUGGGCUUGCGCUCAACGUGCUGGUGCUGGUCGCACAAUUUUGGAUCGCUGCGUGGCCGAUCCCGCCGACGCCGCUUCCCAGUACUACUUCUUCUUCUUCUUCAGAUUCUUCGUUUUCUUCCACCGAGGCGGCUCCGCUAAAUGGGGACAGCUUCAGUGGGGCUACUACCCGGGGCGGGAUCGAGUCGACCGGCGAUGCGGUGCAGACCUUCUUUCUGCAGUUCCUCUGCGCGCCGAUCGUUGCCGCCUUCUACGUCGGGUACAAGCUGUGGUUCCGAACUAGGAUUGUCAGGAUCGCCGACAUCGAUGUCGAUACCGGCCGCAGGGGGUUCAACUUGCCUGUUUUGAUCGCGCACGAGGUGGAAGAGAUGAAGGCGUGGCCUACAUGGAAGAGGGUAUAUAGAUUUCUAUGUUGAGCGUCAUUUCCGUCUGGGAUUCCCCUGCCGUUUGCCGUCCUGUUUGGGCAUUCGGAAAGGAAGGCGUUAAGGGCGUUUAUUAGGAGGGCGCUGUUGUAUAGUAAUAGAUGCCCAUUGGAAACGGCUUUCAAAGGCAUGGUUGCUGGGUUGUUAACAAGAUGUACCGGGGUUAGAGGGAUCUAUAUACCCAUUAAGAGCUCAAUAUAACAUAAAUGCUCG